AAAUCUGGAGCCAAAGGAUAUAGGCAUGGAUGACCUGUGUGACGAAUGCGAUAGCUGUGUUCAAACCCUAACAGAUGACCUGGAAAGAAUGGAUCGAAAUCUUGCAGACUUAAAAUCACAGCUCCAAAAUGUUAAUGCAAGCGCUUUUGCCCAGGAAAGAAUGAAGAAAUUGGAAAAAAGUAUCAAGGAGACAAAGAACCUGUUAAACAGAUACCAUUCCAAUGUGGCGAGCCAGAGAUUGAAGGCUGACAAGUUAGAGUCUGCCACCAUUGAUCUUAUUCAAGAUAUAACCACACUGGGGGAAAAGGCUAACAAGAAUUCCAAAAAUACUCAGACUGUGUUAAACAAUAUUGAGCAGACAAACCAGCGAGCCCAAGACCUGGUGUCUGAAGUCCAAACUGUUUGGAAGAGAAUUCAAGAGCUGCUUGCACAGCUGAAAGGGGACAUGGGAGAGAAGCUGGCUGAGGCCAAGCGCAUGGUGAGGGAGAUGGAGCAACAUGACUUCAACUCACAGAAGCUGCGGGCAGAGAGAGAACGAGAGGAGGCUCAGAAAUUGCUGAACCGUGUGAAGAAUAACUUGGUGAAACAACUGAAGGAAAACCAGAGAAAGUCUGAAAAGGUCUCUGACUUGUUGAAACAGUACGAUACAAAGCUGAAUGACCUCCGGGAUGCACUGAAAGAAGCUUCUGGAGCCGUUGACAAAGCCAGUCAUUUAAACGAGGGAAAUCUCCUUGCAUUAUCAGAUACAAAGGCAAGGAUACAAGAAUUGAAGCAAGAGCAAGAAAAGGUUGAUGAUCAGGUUAAAUUGGCCAAAGUUCAACUUGACCAGACCAAUGACCUUCUCAGGAAGCUGGAUGAGAGCCGUGUGGAGUAUGAAAGGCUGGCAGUUCAGCUAGAUGGAGCAAAAUCAUUACUCAGUGAUGAAGUAAAGGCGCUUGCUCAAGUUGGAAGCAAAGAAGACAUUGUUUUGAAGGCAGAGGAGCAUGCACGGAACCUAGAUCGGCAGGCAAAGGAGUUGCGAGAGGCUGUGAAAAAUGCAAGCAGUAAUUCCGCUGUGCGCUUUGCAGUUGAUGGUAUUGAGGCUUAUAAGAAUAUCACUGAUGUAAUCAAAGCUGCUGAGGAUGCAGCUAACAGAGCCAAAGAGGCUGCUGAAAAUGCACUAAAUACCGUGCAACAAGAAGACUUGAAUAGCAAGGGCAAAAAGCUAAGAGACGCUGGUGACAAACUGUUGAACAAUGCAAAAAAUACUGAGGCAAAGUUAAAAGCGGUUACCCCCGAACUCAUGAAUUUAAACAAACGUUUUGGAGCAGCAAAAAACAAGAGGAAAACCCUGCAGAACGACCUGCAAUCAGCACAAGAUGAACUCGGCAAUAUUAUAAGAGAUGAUAUUUCAGACACUAUCAACCGUGCAAAGGAUAUGGCGGGCAGGGCCCAAGACAAAGCAGGGGAUGUUAUAAACAAGUUGAACCCAAUCAAAACUGAAGUGGACAAGAUUAAAUACAGUAAUGGGGUCGGUCCCACUGAUUCCAAUUUGAACAAGGUUUUAAAUGACGUUGAUCGAACAGUGAAAAACAUCAGCAGUGCCAUCCCAACACUCUUGGACAGGAUGGACAAGUUAGAGGAGAUGAGCCAGCAGCUAACCCCUAGCAGUAACAUCUCUGACAAUGUAGAGCGCAUCAAGGAACUGAUUAGACAAGCCAGGGAUGCUGCCAACAAGAUUGUUGUGCCGAUGAUUUUCAAUGGCAAUUCUCAUGUAGAGGUACAGCCUCCCCGUAACCUUGAAGACUUGAAGGCCUAUACUUCCCUGUCAAUGUACCUCCACAGACCGGCUUUAACCAGAGGAGACCGCCGCCAUCGCCAGGCAGACAGUGGAAAUAUGUUUGUGAUGUAUCUGGGCAAAAAAGAUGCUUCGACAGACUACAUAGGCAUGGCUCUGAGGGACAAUAGGCUUUUUUGUGUUUACAACUUGCGAGGUAAAGAGCAUAAGAUUCAGAUGGACUCCUCAGUCGCGAAAAGUAAUCAAAAGAAAUCUAUUCUGGACAAGGUCAAGUUUGAGAGGAUUUACCAGAAUGCAAAACUCCUUUACACGAAAGCAUCUACUUCUACCUCACCUGAAAACCAACCACCAAUAACCGCAGACGGGGAAUACACCGAUAACCUCCUAAAUCUUGAUCCCAAUGAUGUAGUGUUUUAUGUUGGAGGAUUUCCCAACGAGUUUAAGCCUCCACCGUCCCUUAAAUUACCAAAAUACAAGGGCUGCAUUGAAUUAGAUGCCUUAAAUGAUGAAGUCAUCAGCCUGUAUAACUUCAAGAAAGUUUACAACGUGAAUGUGGAAUCACCCUGCAAAAGAUACAAAGAAGGAUCUGACCAGUAUUUCUUUGAAGGCACUGGUUUCGCACGUAUAGACCUAAAAAGCAGCAAGUGUUUUGGCCGAUAUGAGUUUACCAUUCAAACUAACUCAGAUAAUGCAUUACUGUUCUACAUUGAAAAUGAGAAGAGCCACUUCAUUAUAACCUUAGAGCAAGGUAAAGUUGUAUGGCGUGGCAAGGUUGAAAACAUGCCAGAGAAAGAAACAAGAACAUCACAGAAGAUCUUUAAUGGAAACGACAGCGUGACGGUGGUUAUAUAUUUAAUGCAUAUACGAUUCAUUAUAUCUAUGGGUAGCAAUAAUAUAACAGAAUUGAUUGAUAUAGAAGACCCCUUCAGUGAAUAUUACAUUGGCGGAGUAACAACAUCGAUAAGAAAGAGUAAAAAUAUAAACAUCCCACCGCUAAGAGGCUGUGUUAAAAACAUGAAACAUCCUAGCGGUAAUGCAGAGCUCAGAGACACAGUUGGCAUUAGUAGAGGAUGCUCAAGUGACUCAUUGCUUGCUCGUUUUGCAAGUAUCGGACUCGGGGGGUAUCUGGACGUUGCCCCAAAUGGUUUUGAACUAACCAACAACGUUGUGGUAGGACUGGGUUUCAGAACAACACAGACUAAUGUUCCUCUUCUGCAGAACAGCCAGGCGGGCAGCAAACUAGAUCUGAGACUGAAUGAAAAUGGCUUUGUCACAUUUAACAUAGACGGUAAACUAUUGAAGACCGAUAAGAACUAUGGGGAUGGUAAAUGGCACUAUUUGGUUGCUACGAAAAAUUCAGAGGGGACCAAACUCAUAGUUGAUGAAAUGGAAGAAGGGAAAGUUGGACCCCGUACAGCAUCAGAUGUCCAAAACAAUGAACUCGGCAUAUAUCUUGGAAAAGACCAAUUUGAUGGUUGUAUCACUGAUGUUUAUUUGAAAAGGUCAACAGCUCCUUAUGAUGUUGAGGACUUAAGGACAUACUCGAAAACAGGGGCUGUAUCGCUGGGUGUCUGCAACACUGACGAGCCACCUCAAUCAAUAAUGCUCAAGAAAAACUGAAAAUGCACAUAUUUAAACAGGGAUAAACCAGACAAGAGGUGAAGAAAAGGAUUUGGAUAUUCGGAACCUUCCCCCAAGGUUUUGUACAAGUGAACAAUAACGGAGACGGGGUUUUGACUUAGUUUGUAAAAAUUAAGCCUCCCACGUCCACAUUACUUUCCUAAGGGAAAAAAAAAAUCAUACGAAAUGAUUCAUUGGGUAAAAAUGUGUACAUAUGUGCUUUAAUGUGCACUUCAUUUAAUUUGCAAUAAGAGACCUCAUUUUUUUUAUAUGAAAUAGAGAAAUACUUUUCACGGAUGUAGGUUGUGGUGGUCUAAUUUGCAUGAACAACUUUGUAUCCAUUGUACAAAAUACAAAUAAUACAUAAAUUAAAUAUAUCUGAAUGUUG
Messenger RNA from Acipenser ruthenus (sterlet), 3785 nucleotides. RefSeq names its product laminin subunit alpha-3-like. Gene Ontology annotation, molecular function: signaling receptor binding. Bases 26 to 3397 code for a protein of 1123 amino acids. The record is from RefSeq and is a predicted model, not a curated record. Gene Ontology annotation, biological process: regulation of cell migration; regulation of embryonic development; regulation of cell adhesion. The transcript has 26 exons. NCBI's taxonomy places the organism in Eukaryota, Metazoa, Chordata, Actinopteri, Acipenseriformes, Acipenseridae.